UACAUUCAAGACAUGCCUUGAAUGAUAACUGUCACAGUUGCCAGCGUGCUUCAAAACACACUGAAUGUAUGAUCUACUGCGGGUGCCAAUAUAAUCCCAACAACACCCCAAAAACACAGAUUGCAAAUGGAGUUAAUUUGUCUGCACCGGAUCGCAUGGUACCAACAGUACCAUGCGGUCCGGUGGAGUGCGUUUUCGAAAAGUUGUGCAUGCACUUUUGUGUGACAAUCAGGGGCGGACUGAUCAUUUGGAAACUCGGGCACUGCCCGAGGGCGCGGGGUCAGUAGGGGGCCCCAUGAGAUGCCCCUGGUACCUUUUUCAUAGGCUUUUUUGAGUUUGGGCAAGGACAUAGGGGCCCCAUGAUCCCCUAAUGCCUGGGGGCCCCAU
Molecule: messenger RNA, 387 nt
Organism: Staurois parvus
Lineage: Eukaryota; Metazoa; Chordata; Amphibia; Anura; Ranidae
Source: the annotation of a GenBank genome assembly